AUGAAGCAAAAGAUAGUUAUCAAGGUCGAAGUUAAGUGUGACAAAUGCAGAAUCAAAGCCUUGACAGUAGCAGCUGAUUCAGAUGGUGUUACAUCAAUGGGUUUUGAAGGGGAGGGAAAGGACAGGUUGGUGGUGAUAGGGGAAGGAGUUGAUUCAGUGAAGUUGACGGAGAGGUUGAGGAAGAAGAACGUGUAUGCAACCAUUGAAACUGUUGAAGAAGUCAAACCGCCAAAACCAGAAGAGAAGAAAGAAGAAAAGCCGCUGCCAGCUCCACCUCCAUCUCCACCUCCACCUCCACCGCCAUGUCAACCCCAGUUUCAGCUCUGCGAGGUGGUCUACGACGACCCAUAUGCUUCAAACCCUCGUUGCACCAUCAUGUGA
Molecule: messenger RNA, 381 nt
Organism: Carica papaya (papaya)
Lineage: Eukaryota; Viridiplantae; Streptophyta; Magnoliopsida; Brassicales; Caricaceae
Product: heavy metal-associated isoprenylated plant protein 47-like
Source: RefSeq, a predicted model, not a curated record